CUUGGGUCAAUCGUCUAUGAAAGUUUUAAUGGUUUAAGAUUUUUGAGAAGUUUAGAUUUAACAAAUCAAAAUUUAAAAGCUAUACCUUUCAAAGCAUUUAAAGGAUUAGAUAAUUUAAGUGUAUUAUUAUUGUCCAAUAAUGGUUUGAAAUCAAUUGAAAAUGGAAGUUUUAUAGGACUAAAUAAUUUGGACAUAUUAGAUUUAUCAAACAACUCUUUAGAAUUUAUACCAAGUGGAUCGUUUUUGGACCUGAGUGAUUUAAACAAUUUAAAUUUAGCUAAUAACUCAUUACGAAAGUUAGAAUCAGGAAGUUUUUAUUACUUAAGUAGAUUAAAUAAAUUAAAUUUAAUAAAUAAUGAUAUAAACUCUAUUGAAAAAGAAAGUUUUAUAGGCCUAAAUAAUUUGAACACAUUAGAUUUAUCGCACAACUCUUUGGAAUUAAUUCAAAAAGGCAGUUUUAUUGGCAUAAAUAAAUAUAUUUCAUUAUUAGACUUGUCAAAUAACUAUUUAGAUUUUAUACCAAGUGAAUCAUUUUCAGGCUUGAACAGUUUACUACAUUUAAAUUUGGUUAAUAAUUCUUUGCAAAAGUUAGUACCCAAAAGUUUUUACGGUUUAAGUGAAUUGCUUGAAUUAAAUUUAUCAAACCAAAAUUUAACUGAAAUACCAAUAGGAACAUUUAAAGGAUUAGAUAGAUUACAAAACCUAAUAUUAUCAAAUAACCCUUUAAAAUUACUUGAAUAUGGAAGUUUUAGUUUUUUAAAAGAAUUGUCUACUUUAGAUUUAUCGAAUAAUAAUUUGAAUUUUAUACCAUGUGAAUCAUUUAAGGAUUUAAAUUCAUUAAGAAGUUUACUAUUAACUAAUAAUUGUUUACAAAAAUUAGAACUCAAUAGUUUUUAUGGUUUAAAUAAAUUGACCAGAUUAAAUUUAGCAAACCAAAAUUUAAGUCAUAUUCCAUUGGGAUCAUUUAAGGGAUUUGAUAGAUUAAAUACGCUUUCAUUAUCGAACAACAGUUUAAAAGAAAUAAAAAAUAGAAAUUUUUAUGAUUUAAAUUAUCUGAAUACAUUGGAUUUAUCAAAUAAUUUUUUACAUUUUAUACCAAAUGGAUCAUUUGAAGGUUUGAGCAGUUUAAUAGAUUUAUUAUUAACAAAUAAUUCAUUAAUCACAUUAGAAUCUGGAAGUUUUAAUGGCUUAUUUAAUUUGGCCAAAUUAGAUUUAACAAAUAAUUCAUUAAUCACAUUAGAAUCUGGAAGUUUUAAUGGCUUAUUUAAUUUGGCCAAAUUAGAUUUAACAAAUAAUUUUUUACAUUUUAUACCAAUUGGAACAUUCGAUACCUUAAACAAUUUAGUAACGUUAAAAUUGUCAAAUAAUAAUUUAAACUCAUUUAAUUUUGGUAGUUUUGAUGGUCUAGACCAUUUACAAAAUUUAGAUUUAUCGUAUAAUCUCUUAGACAAAAUUCAAAGCAAUAAAUUUUUGAAAUUAACAAAUUUAAAAGUUUUAAAUGUAUCGUAUAAUGCUAUUAAUUCCAUGGAAUCGGAAAUUUUUACUAAUUUAAAUUUGUUAAAUAUGUUAAUUUUUGAUGGUAACCAAAUAUAUGAAAAAAGUAUUAUCACAAAAGUUACAUGUAUCACAAAUACUUGUAGUGGUCGAACAAUCAGCUUAGGAGAAAAUAGACAAAGAUGUUGGGAUUUGGCAGUUGAUGUGAUUGCUGCAAAAGCAAAACUUAUAAAACUUAUAAGUAUUAAAAAUACUACAGCACUACCAAAUGUUUUUGGGAUAGAUUGUAAAGAGUAAAUUUUUUUGUAAUAUU
This is a messenger RNA of Chrysoperla carnea, 1807 nucleotides long. RefSeq names its product insulin-like growth factor-binding protein complex acid labile subunit. Gene Ontology annotation, molecular function: protein binding. The transcript has a single exon. The record is from RefSeq and is a predicted model, not a curated record. NCBI's taxonomy places the organism in Eukaryota, Metazoa, Arthropoda, Insecta, Neuroptera, Chrysopidae. The annotation marks the transcript as partial.